CAGUGCCCAUUCUCCUACACCAGUGUUCCUCAAUGCCUAAUGUAAAAAUGCAUUGGUAGUUUGGCAGCUACAGAUCAGUCAAAACCCUUGGCUCCUAUUUCCUAAUUUUUGUAUCAUGUACAUUCAUUGAAUAUCCUAGGGAAUUACCACUUGGGCGGUAUGUUGCUGGAUAUCUUGGUUAAGAAGCUCUGGCCUCUUUUAAGCAGGAAUAUAUAUUUUAAGUUAUUCAUCUCAUCAUGAUACCGAAUCUUCUACUCAGCAGUUAAGUUUUCAGAACUUUUUUUUUCCCUUUGGGUUUUGGGUCACACUAGGGAUGGGAAUGCGGGGGACGGGAGUGCAGGGAAGGGCAUAUGCAGAACAGGGGAUUUGAACUAGGGUCGACAGCAUGCAAGGGAAGCACCUUAACCCUGUACUGUCUCUUGGCAUCUAGGAAGAAAACUUUGGAAAUGAAGUCUCUUUAUGGAACUCCUGCCAAACAGACUCGGAGUGUGUGAGAACGCUUCUGGGUGCGUUUCUUGCAGGUUAAAGAGGCUGCUUGUUGUCAUAAAGGUGUUUGUUUCAACCGCAUUUCUCACCAGUCCUGUUCUUUCUUGGAAACGCGUUCUGUAAGACCCGCUUUAAGUGGUUUGUCAACUGGUAAGUAGGUCUCCUGAGAGCGUCACACGCUACCUUCUGAGUUUCGGAAGUUUUCACCUUAGCUGCAACCUCAAGCACAUGAGCAGACGUCUUUUCACUUCGGAAACCUUCCAACACCGGCCUCACGCAAAGGUAAAGGCACCGGGGGAAAGAGCAAGGGCGUGACAGAAAAAGUGCAGAUCUUCCCGGAACUAAGGAACGCGGGUCUCGGGGACUACAAUUCCCAGCAGGCCCGGCGGGAGCGCCCGGACUCACGCGCGCACGCGCACUCCGGGACAAGGCCCGCGGGGAGCUGUCAGGACAGGAAUAUGGCCGCGCCCGUGCUGCGGCCUGGCCUGGGCAGGCUUCCCAAGAUGCAGCCGUUGUGGCGGGCGAGCCGAGUUCACAGCACUUCCCAGGCCUUCACGGAGGUGCUACGACUGCCGAAGAAGAAAUUGACGGAACUCGUGUUCCCGCUGCGAGAACUCGAGCGGCACCUCGUCCCGGACUCGAGGCCCGCCCUGCGCCUGAACAUCUUCGAGCCGGGCCUGGAGGACAUCGCCAGGGCCGAGAGCUUAUUUACGGCCACUGCCGCCAACCGCAUCGAGUACGUCAGUUCCGCCGUGCGUCUGGACCACGCCCCGAACCUCCCCCGCCCGGAGGUGUGUUUUAUAGGCAGAAGCAAUGUUGGAAAAUCUUCUCUAAUAAAGGCUUUAUUUUCAUUGGCCCCAGAGGUUGAAGUUAGAGUCUCCAAAAAACCGGGUCAUACAAAGAAAAUGAAUUUUUACAAGGUUGGAAAAUACUUCACGUUGGUGGACAUGCCAGGUUAUGGCUAUAAAGCACCUGAAGAUUUUGUUGACAUGGUAGAGACCUAUCUAAAAGAACGAAGGAAUUUAUUGAGAACAUUUUUAUUAGUGGACAGUGUUGUUGGAAUUCAAAAAACAGACAAUAUUGCCAUAGAAAUGUGUGAAGAAUUUGCAUUACCUUAUGUGAUGGUAUUAACAAAAAUUGACAAAUCUUCCAAGGGCUAUCUAUUAAAGCAAGUGCUUCAGAUCCAAAAAUUUGUUGAUACUAAAACACAGGGGUGUUUUCCUCAGUUGUUUCCUGUAAGAUCUCUGCUGGAACUUCCUGUCAGCAUCUUCAGUCUCUUUCACCUUAGGCUUCAUCCAACCCUUAACCACAGUAAAAAUAAAACCCUUCUUUUAAAGAGCAGCUAAACAGCCACAAGCACACUAUCAUCUAUUUCUCUAUUCCUAAUAAGUUAUCUUUAAGGUUAAGAGUUCUUUCAGCUGUGGGGGGAAAAAUUUUUCUUUCAGGGGCCAGGAUGUGGCUCAGCGGUCAGGUACAGACAGAAAGUCUCUCUCUCCUCUCUCCUC
Sorex araneus (European shrew) is the source of this 1991-nucleotide messenger RNA. It is a transcript of the gene GTPBP8, whose product is annotated as GTP binding protein 8 (putative). The transcript is spliced from 6 exons. Gene Ontology annotation, cellular component: mitochondrion. Bases 945 to 1832 code for a protein of 295 amino acids. Lineage: Eukaryota; Metazoa; Chordata; Mammalia; Eulipotyphla; Soricidae. Gene Ontology annotation, molecular function: GTP binding; GTPase activity. The record is from RefSeq and is a predicted model, not a curated record.